Molecule: messenger RNA, 3254 nt
Organism: Tuber aestivum (summer truffle)
Lineage: Eukaryota; Fungi; Ascomycota; Pezizomycetes; Pezizales; Tuberaceae
Source: the annotation of a GenBank genome assembly
AUGAGGUCCUCAUCUGGAGAGACCAUAGGCUCAAGCUUCGACAUUCUUCGGGAAGCUGCAAACGGUGACACUUCUUGGCACUCGGGUGAAUCCAUUAGCACUACCCCGGUAGAGAAAUAUAGGGGCAAUGGCUACCAAGCUCAGGAUGAAAAUACUUUGCCUAUUUCAGGAGCUAGUGGGGCUAGGAGAGACCAAGAACUAUCUUCCAAAAAUACAUCUCCGGGAUCCUGGGAACUCUCAGGUACGCUAUUCCUAGUUUUUAAUGACUAUAGCUAAAAUCUUCUCUAUUUCCCUUUGCCCAAGACGGCUGGAAAGACGGCAGUCCAUUUGGGCCUGGAGGUACGACACGCUCCCUGGGAUCCAAAUCUCUGCUUGAGAAUUGAGUUAACUUCUUGCAGUCAGCAAGAACAGCCUGGAUUUUUCCUUGAAUCCGUUUGAAACACUUCCUAAUUCACCUACACCCAGUAGGCAGAGAAGCAGUUCCUAUAGAAGCUUUGGAUCUCCCAGUUCAGGUGAUCUUUCACCUAUCUAUGAGGGCAGGAAGAAGAAUCUGUUCAUCAGCGCCCCCAAGCAAACACCCGAACGUGUAAUUGCCCGUUCUACAUCGCAUCCCGAUGAACUCCACCAGGUUCCGAGAGAUAUCCCUAAAAGAAAAUCCAUUUCAGACAGCCCAGAGAGUCCUGGCGGCGAUGUCUUUCACUUUUCGCCGCAAGGGGACUCGUAUAACCCCCUGAUUACAUGUAAGACACACAUGUGAACCGUUUUCUAUCACUCGUUGCUUUCGCCUUAUGUCUCUGACUUGCCUACCCCAUAGGCAACCUCAUCCAUAUCAAGGGCUCACCUCUCAAUGAGUCGGCCUCAAUGCAACAGAAAAAACAGCCCGAUACCAUACUUUAUAAGGAUUCCGAGAUACCCGCAAGUGCUAGGGAUGGAUUUGAAGGUUAGCAGUCUAUUCCCAACCUCUUCAAGUUUUUUUUGUACUAUUUGGGGACUAACAUAUGACUUCUUAAAGGUUAUGGAUCCCCUAACUUCAGCGCCCUUGAGGUUCCCCCCUUUUCGCCCCCCACACCGCUAACCGGCUUGAGAGGAUUCGUGACUAAUAACCAUCGGCAGGGUUGGAAGCCGAGAUAUAGUCAAGACUACUCGGCCCCGGAAUCUGACAGCGGCUGUGGACAAGAUCUCGUUUGGGGCGCUGUCCCGGGCGGACGUCGUUCAAUUUUUGGACCAGGUCCUAGGCUUCCUGAUUCUUCAACACUGCCAGAGAGAUAUUAUGGGGAGACCGUGAAAGAUCCGAACACUUCGACGGGAAACGCGCUAGCUAAACUAUAUGCAUCUAUGGAACUUCCUAAUUAGUAUGGCUAAUAACUCGUCUCCUAAAUUCGACAGCUGGACUAAUAUCCUCACAGUUCCUCUCAAGAGCAAGGGAAAUCUGCAGUUUAUCCAACCUCCAAGCAGGAUUUGGGUCUACGUCCCUCCCUGAGUGGGGGGAACACUGCUGUAUCGAAUGGGAUUUCUCUCAAAGCCUCUCAUCACCUCCAACUCAAAGAACCGGAUCAUCCCGGGCCUCAAGCCUCGCCACAUGCCCUCUCGCUGGGGAAAGGCAAAUAUUGUCCCUCGCCUGAUGCUAAUAGAUUCAAUAGUUUGAGCAAUAAUAAAAUCGUCGUUGGGGAGUUCGUGCCGAAUUUCGUUGACAAAACCGAGAAGCAUGCGAAACUGAGAAGGGAGACAGAGAGGAUGGUAAACGAACCGGACAAUCCGAGAAUCAGGGGGAGUCCGUUCGUUGCAGGCCCCAGCAUGGGAGCGAAAAAUCCAACUCUAGUUGCCUCAUUGUCUUCAGCUCCCUCUGAUGCCUUGCAGGAGGCGUUUGAUUUUUUGUCUACUCAGGUUAAACCCCUUCUUCAGGAGAAAUCAGGCGGAAGGAAUAUAUGGAGCAAGCAUUUUCCUAUCACCAAUGACGGGUCUAUCCAAUACAUGCCUAAGGAUACUAAGACUUAUGCAUUCGAAGAUUGCUCCAAUCUCCAGAAGUUGACUAGGUGCACCGCUGUUUUCCUUGAUACCCUCACGGGCACUUCUCAAAGUGGAUUUUGGGCAGAUCCAGGCCUUUUCAUAACUUCACUCCGUUUCCGUGAGGGAUCAGCCAAUGGUCACGUGAUGGAUUACAACCCUAAUUUGGCUUUUGAAAAUCCGAGAUACUUCGUUUCUCCCAGCAACACUGGAAUGCUGGAAGACCGUGUGCCUGUCAUUUUGAAAGCAUGGGAUACUCCAUCCAACCUCGCAAUCUUCCGGCCCAUCCGUGUUGGCAGUUAUGAACACAUCGGGAUAGAGAACCUUGUUGAAGAUCAUGAGUUCUUGCAUGCCCAUAGCAAUCAAAUACACUUGAAUCAUAACAUAGCCGCAGUUGGCUAUAUACGUGCACGCCCCAAGCCACAAGAGGGGACAGAGUCUGAUGGUCUGAGAUGUAGGACUAGCUACCCGGUAUUUAAUGUAUGAAUACAACUCUUUUUAGGACCCUUUCAUAUGCUAAUACUGGAGUAGAGCGAUAAGGACACACGUAUUCGAACGGUGUGCUCUAUCAAUCAGGUCCGUAGAUUCAUCGAGGGAAGUGAGAACACGGAGGGCGUUCUCAAGGCGGACUGCCUCUUUCCGCUGAAUUUUUAUGGUAGCCCUUGUGUCAUCAAGCAAUCCGGUUCUGUGAUUGGAGUGGGUAGGGACACACAAUCUCUAUUGUCUAUUUAUAGAAAGGCUAACAUAGAACAGUUAAUGGGCCGCACAGUGUCAGUAACACUAGAGACAUUGGACUUUUUCCUCAAGGGUUCAGGAAAUGGUUGAGAUGGUUUGCUUUGUAGAGCAGGCUUUGUUCCUGUGGAAUUAUCGUGAAUCGUUUGGUCUUUUGUCUCUCCCCUUUCUGUUUGCACGUGAUAGGUAGCUUGGAUUGUGACGAUUGCAAGACCUUUUACAAAAUCCCUUGCCCUUUUUUUUGUCUUUGAAUGGCGUAUCACUGCUUGGGUAGUCGUUCUCCCUCUUUUGCUGUCGGUAUAAGCUGUGGUUGGGGAUGUUCUUUUAUGAUUGACCCUAGAUUAUAAAUUUCGGGGAGCAUUUUUACAAAGCUCUGGGAAUGAAUCGAUUUGGGGACAUGAACCAUCACUCGAGCAGAAAAUUUGCACCUUAGAAGGUUGCCACCCACUCGAGAGUAAAUCUACACGGGGCUACCAUAAGUCGGAAAUACUGCAGCACUUCUAUGUGAUAGACUUAUC